Messenger RNA from Hippoglossus stenolepis (Pacific halibut), 2334 nucleotides. RefSeq lists its product as uncharacterized. Lineage: Eukaryota; Metazoa; Chordata; Actinopteri; Pleuronectiformes; Pleuronectidae. The record is from RefSeq and is a predicted model, not a curated record. The coding region runs from base 532 to 1905 and encodes 457 amino acids. The transcript is spliced from 9 exons.
UGUAUUGUUUUAUAUGUGCACAUGUUAUUCUGUUCACUUCGAUAUGACGACUAUGGAGCAAAAAAUGUCCAGAUAAUUUCAGCGUCUGUAAAUCUACUCGUCUUCAUCAGUCAGGGUCUAAUUCAUCAGCAACAGCAAAGUUCUUCAGCAUCUUCAAACAAUAGAAACAGUUUGAACCUCAGAUAUGAAUGAAUUGUUGUCUUGUGAAGAUGAAUUUCUUGCAGGUUGAGAACUAACACGACCCGUCUGUGUCUGUGAUUCAGGCUGAAGUGACUGUUGGACGGGUGGUAUUUGUUUCCUGGGUGGAGCAGGGCUUGUCCUCCAAACAAUUGACAUCAGUAUGUUUGAAACAUUCCUGCCUGGGUCAGAAUGUGGGAAAGGGAAAGAGCCGCUGCCUAAAUAAAAACUAAUCUUCCAGCAGAACCAGUCCAGCCAGCUCGUCCUGUCACAGAAACCAUCACAUCUCAAGCAGGUGUGUGCUGCUCGAGUCAUUUUAGUUUCCGGCAGCAUGUCCGUGCCUGAGUCGCCCUCAUGCCUCAGCUGACAGUCGUCCACGCCGCGGGUCAGAGGGCAGCCGGACGAGGAGACCGUCAAUGGAUGGAGGGGGUCAGAGAGGACGGGGGGGCUGCAGAGAGGAGAGGACAUCUGCAGAGAUCAAACCCACCACCAGCUGAUGCUCAACCUCGUCCCACAUCCUGGUCCCAGUUGGUGAGGACUCUGCGACCCUGGAGAAGCUACUGGUACUUUGCCCCAGUAGGUGUAGUGUGGUUAGUCUGCCAAGUGGAGGCGCCGCCAGAUGUGUGCUGGAGGCUGCUGCUGGUGUGUUUCCUGUGGACGGUGCUGGGAGGCUGUGUUCAGGCCCUGAGGUGCCGCCUGCGGCCAGGACACAACCAGGGGGAGCCACCGCAGAGGAACCAGCAGGAGGAGGUGACGGAAAGCAGAAAUAUCCAGUGUUCAUGGGCGUCCCCGUCCCGGAGCCCAGGCCUCCACGUCCCUCUGGCCCUCGCCCUGGCCAACAGCCUGCUGCUGUGUGUCCUCCAGGAGCCCGUCCCAGACCCCAGUGUCCCCCACAUCCAGGCUCUGCUCUCCAGGCUGAAGUCAGUGUCUCUGGCCCUUGAGGAGGCUGAUCCUGGAUCAGAGGUGACGCUGGACGAGGUGGACGGAGGCUCUACGCUGAAACACAAAGUGAAGCUCCUCUGCACCUACCUACAGCAGAGGAUGAGGUCACUGCGUACUCUCGUCCAGGUGCAGGGGGAUUUCGAGGCCAGCGUGAAGGACAUGCUGGAGGGCCUGGGCGGCCUCUGGGCUCAGCUGGAGGAGCUGCACACCGGGGUCACACUAACCAAAGAGGGGGGUGAAGACCAGGGAGACGUGGCCCUGGCCCGGACGGACGCAGAGAAUUUAUUUUCAGUCCUGAGUCACUACAGGAGCAGACUUCAGUGCUGCCAGACUCAUCUGAAGGACGCCACGCGGCAGCUGCAGGAGUUAAUGUGGAGUCACACUCACAUCAGCCACAGGGUGAGCAGCAGCAGUGAGUCCGUCUGGCCCGAGCUGCUGCUUCAGUCCAACAUUGAGCAGUUUGACAAGGUGCAGGAGGGUUUCUUCUCCUUGGAACAACAGACCUCUACGUUCCAGGCCCACCUGGAGGGGCUUGGGAAGGGGAAUCAGGAAGGACAUGCAAGGCCCCUGGCUUGUGCCAACGGGGCCGGUUCAUGUCCAGCCUCACCACAGGCUUCCCCACGUCUGGGACACGCAAGUGAUUCAUCACUGGAGCCUUGUUCCACCUCUGUCUCCUCGAUGGAAACAGACCUGGAAGACGACUUUCCUCUCUCACUGUGCGAGAGGUCGGCUCUGCAGUUCUCCUCCACUAUCGGACGCCUGCGUAAAUCUGGAAAGAGGAAAUGAUUUGUUUUUUUAUCAAAAUGUGAUUGUAUGUGUUAAACAAAAAGGUUUUUCAUUGUCAAAUGUUGAUCAUUUGCUGGUUUCCUCAAAAAUAACUAUUUAUUGCUGUUGUGUCAUUUUUCCUUUUGUUGUUUCAGAAAUCCAGAAUUUCUUCAUCUUCUCUUAAUAUUUCAUCUCGGUUUUUAAACACAAGGGGGCGCACUCUCACCAGUCAUUACAGUUGAAGUGUCUCACAGCAGCCAUUCAACAAAUGAUCCAACAUUAAUAUAUAUGUUCAGCUGAGAUCUGUCUUCAAUGACCGACCGUGGCUGAGACACUUUCCCUCAAAUCGACUUUAACGUUAAACACAUGGGUCUUUCUUCAAGGUCGGGUCGGUCACAACUUGAGUCUCGAGAAUCUUCCAUGUGUCUAAUAAAUGGGUUCCAGACACAA